AUGGCCAACUUUGGGGGACAUGCCAUUCCGGGCUCUUUCUUCCUUCUCUUCGGCUUCUGGCUAACAGUGAAACACAUUCUCCAACACUACUGGAGGACCAAUCAGCCCAAAGGAAGAUGGAGAACGCCGCCUUUCUUUAAAAGGAUGGAUUAUGUUGAAGGAGGAUUCCAAGUCUUUGCUUCAUUUGUAGGCAUCAUGGUGGAGCAGUUUGUGGUGGACGGGCCACACGCCCGCCUCUCCAACGGCGACUCAUGGGUCAAGCUGAUGAACUGGCAGCACAGCACGAUGUAUCUGUUCUUUGGGAUUUCUGGAUUGGCGCUGGUUUGCAGCACGAGAUUCAAAGGCCUUCCCACCGGCGUGGACCGCUUCGCUCUCUCCUUGGCUCUUUUCGUUGAAGGCUUCCUGUUCUACUACCACGUGCACAACCGGCCCCCUCUGGACACCCACAUCCACUCCCUGCUGCUGGUGGCUGUGUUUGCGGGGUCGGCCAGCACCAUGCUGGAGGUGUUCAUACGAGACAACAUCCUACUGGAACUCUUCAGGGCGUGCAUGUUCAUCCUGCAGGGCUCAUGGUUUUACCAGAUUGGAUUUGUUCUGUUCCCCUUAAGUGGACCAGAGUGGGAUUUGACAGACCACGGCAACAUGAUGUUCGUCACUAUGUGCUUCUGCUGGCAUCUAGCCACGGCCCUGCUGUUAGUCACAAGCACCUCGGGUCUCAUUUGGAUCACCGUGAGCCGAUGCUCAGGAAGGGGGCGCGACGUUGAGAUCGGCAUGAGGAAAACAUCCUCCAAUUCAACCUCACAGAAAGGUUUGCUCGAAGAGUCUGACGAAGAGUGAAGGAAUCUUCGCAAUCCUACUGAAAAUGAAGAAAGUGUGUGCAAAACUGUUCAGCAUAAUGUGUUUUUGUUUAUUCACAAGAGAAAUGCAGACACAAUACCAAUUUCAAUGAUGCUCUUUACUGGAUUGUUUGUAAAAUAAAUGUAUAUAUGCUAACACAAAGUUUCAAGUGCGUGUAUUAAAAAAAAUACAC
This is a messenger RNA of Salarias fasciatus (jewelled blenny), 1030 nucleotides long. It is a transcript of the gene tmem45b, whose product is annotated as transmembrane protein 45B. Lineage: Eukaryota; Metazoa; Chordata; Actinopteri; Blenniiformes; Blenniidae. Bases 1 to 837 code for a protein of 278 amino acids. The transcript is spliced from 5 exons. The record is from RefSeq and is a predicted model, not a curated record.